AUGACCAAUGAGAAGGUCUACGUCUGGUCCAAGUUCAAUAUAUUCACCCGAUGGAUAUCCGAAACAAAGCAAACCGCCAUUCUCAUCUUCGAUACCGAGGACCACACUCCUCACCCAUUCGUAAAUCUAAGUCCCGAAGCACAUCUUCUCGGCGACCCAUUCUGGGUAUACCCCUAUAUCCUCAACUCGAUCUCCAACCUCGAAGAAAAGGCCGUCUGGGCAAUCCGAGAUCAAAUUCGACCAAUCGAAAAAGAACAAGGUGAAGAACCGCCUCAACCGAAUAAACGGCCGCGACCAAAUUAUCGCAAGUUACACGACAUCGCCCGUCACUCCAUCCACGUCAACGAAACCCUCGACGUAUCCCUUCAAACAAUCGAGCGCAUCCUAGAAAACCACCGCACCUACAUGAACCCGAGAGACUCGGUUCUUUUCCCUUCCCACCGAAACACCCAAGUCUGGCAAACGAUCCAGUCUCGCUUAUCCUUCCCCCAAAGCUUUCUCGGAAGUUUGCGACACAGAUCUAUCUCCAAUGAGAAGCGAUUACAAAAUGAGAUUCAGCUGACGUUCCAAACGGUUGCACAACAGGACACUUUAGUCAUGAUGGAUGAUAGUGCGGCGUUGAAGACGGUUGCGUUGGUCACAUUUACUUUCUUACCGCCGACGUUUCUCUGCGCUGUAUUUAGUAUGUCGUUCUUCAAUUAUGACCAGAAUCUUGGGUGGAGGGUUUCGGAGAAAUUCUGGAUUUAUUGUGCGUUUGCGAUCCCGACUACGGUUCUCUCGGUUGGUUUGUGGUUCUUUUGGCGGAAUGCUCUGCCAUCGAGACAGUUCCGGGAUCGGGUGGAUCACAUGGAGGAUGUUUAG
Messenger RNA from Penicillium cataractarum, 861 nucleotides. RefSeq lists its product as uncharacterized. Bases 1 to 861 code for a protein of 286 amino acids. NCBI's taxonomy places the organism in Eukaryota, Fungi, Ascomycota, Eurotiomycetes, Eurotiales, Aspergillaceae. The transcript has a single exon. The record is from RefSeq and is a predicted model, not a curated record.